GCAAACGGUUAAUUACACGAGCAGAGUACUUGAACUGCGCAUGAUCUAUCCAUUCGUAUAUAAAAUAUAAUAGCCAAUUUUUUUCUUCUCAAUUUGUGGUUAAAAGUGAAGUCGUAUCGGUAGUGAUUACUCGAAAGCUUCGGUUUUUGAAAAUUUCUGUGCUUGUAUUUUUACAUUCGAAGGUUGGCCUAUUAGAACGUUGUGAAUGUAAUUUAAUCACCGAAGCAGCCUUAUAGUUUUAUUAAAAUGAGCCAGACAACGCCAGGUGAGCCGCAGCCGGAGCCACCCUUCCACAGCAUAGCGGAUUAUGGGCAUCAUGAUCGAUGCGUUUAUGCAGCUGAUGACGCUUUACUUCGGACAAAAUCUGCUCUUGAAAACUCGUACUGUGAUUGGGAGGAGUUCCGUAGGUUACUGCCAUAUAUGCAGGGAUAUGCAACUACUCCAGAAUUGGCUCAAAUGAAUAUAGAAAUGUUACAAGUGAUAUCCAAUUUGAUCCAACACUUGUCGAACGUCACCGAAGAAUUAACGCGUACUGUUAGCUUAUGCGCCGAUGUUAUUGAUACCCUUAUCAUUGAACUGAACAAAGAUCUUAGCAUAUGGAAGAGAAGCCAGCAGUUGGCCGGUAAUGGAUACAGACAAUUUAGCGUUAAACAUUUGGACAUCAUACAAUUAAGAUGUGAUAGCGCAGGCAGGAUAGUUGGUAUGACUUCGAGAUAUAUUAAAGAAACGGAAAGUAUCAUUGUUCAUUUGACCAAGCACUAUGGACAAGAGCCAUUAUUCAAUGUUAUCAACGUUUUACGUGAAUUGUCUGCACACUUUAAAGCGAAAUUAUCUUUAUUAUUUGGAACCACGUUUCUCAUCGAGGAGCAACCUCCUCAGAUAAUGAAGACGAAUACUAGGUUCUCACCCCAAUUGAAAGUACGUUGGUUGAUUGGAAAUAAGAUACAUGAGUAUUUCAAGAUGUCAGAGCCAAAAGUGUCGGUAAUCAUUAUAAACGAAAAUCAAGCUAAUAAUUUCGUAAGGACGAAUAAAAUACCAUCACCAAAUCUUUACAUCGGUGAAAUAUCUGGCGAAUUUGGAACAUUGAGCUGUGAUUUGAAAACAAAUCAGUGUUCGUUGAUAUUCAAAAACAUGCUAUUGAAAAAGAUUAAACGAGCUGAGAAAAAAGGCUGCGAAUCAGUAGUCGAUGAAAAAUUCGCUCUAUUGGUUUUUCUGCGCUGCAAAGUCGACGACAGCAUAGAUGUAUUCGCGAGCGCGAUGUCGUUACCGGUCACUGUUAUUGUGCAUGGAAAUCAAGAAGCUCAUGCUUGCGCCACGAUUACGUGGGAUAAUGGAACGGCCGAUCUGAACCGGCAAAAAUUUUUUGAUGUACCGGAUGAAGUACCUUGGCCACUGGUGGCAUCCUUUUUAAACAUGAAGAUGUACUCGGCUGUCGGUAGAGAAUUAACUGAACAAAAUAUCAGUUAUUUAGCGGAAAAAUUGUUUGGGUGGAAACAAGAUUACCGUUCGUCGACUCUAACGUGGAAUAGAUUCGCUAAAGAAGUGUUGCCCGGACGUAGUUUCACGUUCUGGGAUUGGUUUUACUCCAAAAUGAAAUUAACAAAAGACCAUUUGAAAGAGUUAUGGAAGGAAGAUAAAAUAGUAGGAUUUAUAGGGAAACAACACGCCGAAGAACUGCUGCAAAGAUGCUGCGUUGGCACGUUUAUGUUGCGAUUUUCAGAUUCCGAAUUAGGAGGUAUUUCGAUAUCCUGUGUUACAACAGCUGAAAACGGGUUCGCAAAAGUCAAAUCGGUGCUUCCUUAUACCAACAAAGAUUUAGUCAUGAAAUCUUUACCGAAUAGGUUAAACGAUCUCGAUAAUUUAUCCUACUUGUAUCCUGAUAUACCGAAACAUAACGCUUUCAGCGAUCACUAUACUAAAGAUCCACGUCGUACAUCGUCAAAUGGAUAUUACGGAACCGUACUGCACGAUAAGAUUGUUGAAGCAGGUAGUACUAAUACAAACGCAUUGAACCCUCCUAUGCCCAACUUUGGAGGAAGUUCUCCUUAUGGAGGUUCAAAUGCAUCGUAUUCUGGUUCUCAGCCAAGCUCUCCCAGUGAAACAGUAUCAGCGCCAGUAAGCAAUCGAAAUAGCUACAAUAGUAUAACGUCAACUUCAACCCAAGAAGACCAACUCGCAGAUCUCAUGGAUGUGCAGCCGAAUUAUACGAUCAAUGUCAGUCCACAGCAGUUAGAAACAUUGAUACAAGAGAGUAUGAAUAUCGCAGAUGGAAUAUAAUACGAUGAAGAAGUGGUUCAAAUUAUUCUUAUCUCAAUUUUCCUCCAUUUCAUUUAAAUUAUUUUACUGUCGAAGAAACAGUGCUCUCAAAUAAUAUGUACAUUCCCGUCAAUUUACUUAAUGGAUAAUAUAAGUUUCCUGAUAUGUAAUAGAUAUUGUUAUUUUUUAAUAUUUGUACGCUGACGAUUAUUUGGAUUAUUUUAUUACUAAGUUUUCUGAUUCCUUCUAUUCAACGUUUUUGUACCUACAUAAAGUGUUUUUAAAAUUUUAAA
Messenger RNA from Planococcus citri (citrus mealybug), 2549 nucleotides. Its product is annotated as signal transducer and activator of transcription 5B-like. The transcript has 12 exons. Lineage: Eukaryota; Metazoa; Arthropoda; Insecta; Hemiptera; Pseudococcidae. Bases 247 to 2277 code for a protein of 676 amino acids. Gene Ontology annotation, molecular function: DNA-binding transcription factor activity, RNA polymerase II-specific; RNA polymerase II cis-regulatory region sequence-specific DNA binding. Gene Ontology annotation, biological process: regulation of cell population proliferation; cell surface receptor signaling pathway via JAK-STAT; regulation of transcription by RNA polymerase II. The record is from RefSeq and is a predicted model, not a curated record.